Oppiella nova is the source of this 522-nucleotide messenger RNA. The record is from the annotation of a GenBank genome assembly. NCBI's taxonomy places the organism in Eukaryota, Metazoa, Arthropoda, Arachnida, Sarcoptiformes, Oppiidae.
ACAGGGUUUCAAUUGCGUCCAGUGGCCGGUUACCUCUCUUCACGUGACUUUUUGGCUGGACUUGCAUUUCGUGUAUUUCAUUGCACGCAAUAUAUCCGCCACUCCAGCGACCCUUUCUAUACUCCCGAACCCGACUGUUGUCAUGAAUUGUUAGGUCAUUGCGCUCUGAUGGCUGACCCACAUUUCGCACAGUUCUCCCAGGAAAUAGGUCUGGCCUCCCUGGGAGCCAAUGACGAGGAGGUGGACAAGUUGGCCACCUGUUACUUCUUCUCAGUCGAGUUCGGACUUUGCAAACAAAACAAUGAGAUGAAGAUAUAUGGCGCCGGACUCUUGUCCAGUGCCGCUGAGCUCCAGCACGCCAUCUCACCAGCGGCUCAUGUGUUGGCUUUUGAUCCGUUGAUUACUUGUCAACAGAUUCCGAUGAUUACAACUUUCCAAACCCACUAUUUCUUUACCGAUAGCUUCGAUGAGGCGAAGGAACAGAUGAGAGAAUUUGCGGCAACUAUUAAGAGACCGUUUGGU